Molecule: messenger RNA, 4992 nt
Organism: Peromyscus maniculatus bairdii (prairie deer mouse)
Lineage: Eukaryota; Metazoa; Chordata; Mammalia; Rodentia; Cricetidae
Gene: Pkp1
Product: plakophilin 1
Biological process (GO): cell-cell adhesion
Cellular component (GO): cytoplasm; plasma membrane; nucleus
Molecular function (GO): protein binding
Source: RefSeq, a predicted model, not a curated record
GGCGCCAGGAGCAGCAGCCGGGAGCCUCAGGCGGACCAGCGCUCUAUGGCCAUAGGGAGCCGCUGAGAGGAGAACACGCGCCCGCACCCCGCUGCACCGCACCCUGCGCCUCUCGGCUCCCCCGGCCCGUGCCCCCCAACCCCACCCCACUGCCACCAUGAACCACUCCCCACUCAAGACCGCGCUGGCGUACGAAUGCUUCCAGGACCAGGACAACUCCACGCUGGCUUUGCCCUCCGACCAAAAGAUGAAGACCGGCACGUCGGGCAGGCAGCGUGUGCAGGAGCAGGUGAUGAUGACCGUCAAAAGGCAGAAGUCCAAGUCUUCGCAGUCGUCCACCCUGAGCCACUCCAACCGAGGUUCCAUGUAUGAUGGGCUGGCCGACAAUUACAACAACUACGGGACCACGAGCAGAAGCAGCUACUUCUCCAAGUUCCAGGCAGGGAAUGGCUCCUGGGGCUAUCCGAUCUACAAUGGGACCCUCAAGCGGGAGCCGGACAACAGACGCUUCAGCUCCUACAGCCAGAUGGAGAACUGGAGCCGGCACUACCCGCGGGGCAGCUGUGCCACCACCGGCGCGGGCAGCGACAUCUGCUUCAUGCAGAAAAUCAAGGCGAGCCGCAGCGAGCCUGACCUCUACUGUGACCCGAGGGGCACGCUGCGCAAGGGCACGCUGAGCAGCAGCAAGGGCCACAAGACCACCCAGAACCGCUACAGCUUUUACAGCACUUGCAGCGGUCAGAAGGCCGUCAAGAAGUGCCCCGUGCGACCGCCCUCCUGCAUCUCCAAGCAGGACCCGGUGUAUGUGCCCCCCAUCUCCUGCAACAAGGACCUGUCCUUUGGCCACUCGAGGGCCAGUUCCAAGAUCUGCAGUGAGGACAUUGAGUGCAGUGGGCUGACCAUCCCCAAGGCUGUACAGUACCUAAGCUCCCAGGAUGAGAAGUACCAGGCCAUCGGGGCCUAUUACAUCCAGCACACCUGCUUCCAGGACGAGUCUGCCAAGCAACAGGUCUAUCAGCUGGGGGGCAUCUGCAAGCUGGUGGACCUCCUCCGCAGCCCCAAUCAGAAUGUCCAGCAGGCUGCUGCUGGCGCCCUGCGCAACCUGGUGUUCAGGAGCACCACCAAUAAGCUGGAGACCAGGAGGCAGAAUGGGAUCCGUGAGGCCGUCAGCCUCCUGCGGAGAAGCGGAAGCACAGAGAUCCAGAAACAGUUGACCGGGCUGCUCUGGAACCUGUCUUCCACUGACGAGCUGAAGGAGGAGCUGGUGGCCGAUGCUCUACCUGUUCUGACUGACCGGGUCAUCAUUCCUUUCUCUGGCUGGUGUGACGGCAACAGCAACAUGUCCCGGGAGAUGGUGGACCCUGAGGUCUUCUUCAACGCCACGGGCUGCUUGAGGAACCUGAGCUCAGCUGAUGCUGGCCGCCAGACUAUGCGGAACUACUCAGGGCUCAUUGACUCCCUCAUGGCCUAUGUCCAGAACUGUGUGGCUGCCAGCCGCUGUGAUGACAAGUCCGUGGAGAACUGCAUGUGUAUCCUGCAUAACCUCUCCUACCGUCUGGAUGCCGAGGUGCCCACCCGCUACCGCCAGCUGGAGUACAAUGCCCGCAACACCUACACUGAGAAGUCCUCUACAGGCUGCUUCAGCAACAGGGGUGACAAGAUGAUGAACAAUAACUAUGACUGCCCCCUUCCUGAGGAGGAGACCAACCCCAAGGGCAGCAGCUGGCUGUACCACUCUGAUGCCAUCCGCACCUACCUGAACCUCAUGGGCAAGAGCAAGAAAGAUGCUACCCUAGAGGCCUGUGCCGGGGCCCUGCAGAACCUGACAGCCAGCAAGGGGCUGAUGUCCAGUGGUAUGAGCCAGUUGAUUGGGCUUAAGGAAAAGGGAUUGCCCCAAAUCGCCCGCCUCCUGCAAUCCGGCAAUUCAGAUGUGGUGCGGUCCGGGGCCUCUCUGCUGAGCAACAUGUCCCGCCACCCUGUGCUGCACAGAAUGAUGGGAAACCAGGUGUUCCCAGAGGUAACCAGACUCCUCACCAGCCACACCGGCAACACCAGCAACUCUGAAGAUAUCUUGUCCUCGGCCUGCUACACUGUGAGGAACCUGAUGACCUCUCAGCCUCAGAUGGCCAAGCAGUACUUCUCCAACAGCAUGCUCAACAAUGUCUUCAACCUGUGCCGCAACAGCGCCUCACCUAAGGCUGCAGAGGCUGCCCGGCUGCUCCUGUCUGACAUGUGGGCCAGCAGGGAGCUGCAAGGCAUCCUCAGGCAGCAAGGUUUCGAUAGGAACAUGCUGGGAACCAUAGCCGGUGCCCACAGCCUCAGAAACUUCACCUCCCGGUUCUAAGAAGAGGCUGUCCAAGCAAGUUCAGCUUGCAGAAAGACAUGACCCAGCUCAGAAGACCUCAGGCCUUGAAGAUGGGUUACCUGAUUCAUCCUGUGCAGUAUUUGGAGACGUUCAGACGCAACCAAGAGCAACCUGAAAACUGUGGAUGAUGGAAAUAAUUUUUGAUUCUUUUUUUUUUUCCUUAGGGGAUCUGGGAGGCAAGAGGGUUUGGGAGGUUGGGUGGGGGAACUUUCUUGAGUUAAAGGGGCUUACAUCUGAUGUCAAUACUUUCUUCUCUGAGAAACAGUAUAUAUAUAUAUAAAAUGUGUAUAAUGUAAGUAUGUGCGUGCAUGUGUGCGCGCGUGCAUGCGUGUGUGUGUGAGUGAGUGUGUGUGUGUGUGUGUGUGUGUGUGUGUGUGUGUGUGUGUGUGAAUGCCUAACAACAUAACCAACAACUGCAACAGGCUAGGUACGCUGAUUCUUUGCAGUUCACAGACAGCACAGAGGACUCUCCAUGUCUCCCUUAAAGACAAGAGCCACAUGCGUUUUGGGUUAACUGAAAGUAUCGUGUGUCCAGACAGGGGCUCUUGCCAGUCAAGCCACAGAGUUCAGCAGCCUUUCUCUGCCUCUUCCCAGAUGGCAUGAGAAGGGGCAGUAGCCAGGGCUGAGGCUAAUGUUCCCUCUUAAGAGGCAGAUGGGAACUCCAGAAGACGCAGGAUGGUGUCACUUGCUUAGCUAGGGAACAGGAGCCGAGAGAGAGGCUCAUCAUUCUUUGGGGUUCUGCAGCCAAAUGCAGCCUUUAGCCAGCAGAGCCCCAGAUUUCAGAGAGCCUGCAAGCAUCUAUUUCAGGAGAAAGAAAGCAAGAGUAGUGCCUGAGCUAGGGAACAGGUAGUUGUUCCCAUCCCCCCUCCCGGGGGGAUUAGGGAGGGAACAGUUGGGGACCAGGUAGCUGCCUGUUCAGGCUUCUCACAGAACAAGGGAGGAGAACUGGAAAUUAUCUGUGAUGUGCCUCAGACCCAGCCUGCUUAGUGUCGGUUGAGAGAGUGCUUGGGGGUCCCAGAGGCUGAAGGGGGGGAAUUUGGGUGGAUGGACCAGGAACAGAAAGUGUCCUGUUGGGCAUCAGCCAGCCCACAUCCUAGCCCUCAGCCAUCCCUCUUUCUCCCGGAACCCUAAUUGUCCUGUCUGUAUUCUGUCCCUGUGAAUCCAAGAGGCCUAUCGGGGUGGAGGCAGCCAACCCCCUAAACUUUGCACUGCAGACAGUAGUAGCCAAAGAGCACCUGAGAGAACCCCAAGAGUGGACCUGUCUGUGUCAAGGUCCCUAGAACAGAGUGGGAUGGGGCAGAGCUGAGCCUCCCCAGGACCUCUCAUGUCUAGGCUCGCACCUCUCAGCUAGUGUGGUUAGAUAAGAGUGAUCAGGGCCACACCUCCCUCAAGGAGGAUGUAGGGUGCUUCCUGGCCCACCCCUCUUCUUACUCCAGCAGUAAGACUGUAAAAAAUCUCUUGUGGCUCAGGGUAGCUUGGUAAAAGAUCUGUCCCCUGAGGAUGGAGGUCAGAUAGACGGGACAUCGUCCCUGAGAGGAGUCCUCAACUACCUAAGCCAGCGUGCUCUGGCACUCUGAGUCUGCAACACGCUUCCCAGUUUGGCUCAUGUUAGACUCUGCCCCCUGCCUUCUCCAGUAUCAUUGUGGGAUGCUGCCCCAUCACACUGUCCUUGAAUAGGUUUUUUUUGGGAUCUCCCUUGCCAGUCAUUGGGACCCCAAACAAUCCAUUUCUUAAAACAUGCCAUUGGCACACUACUCUGUGCCAGGCAGCAUUCUACGGAGGCACUUAAGGUACAUCAGUAAAUGGAACCUCCCACGCCCCUGUCCCAUAGAGUGUGUGUCCUCCCAGGGAGAAAGGGUACCCAAGUCCUGGGCUUUAGGAACCGAGCCCUUCUUAAGUAAGUUGGAGAGAAAUAUAUAGAACACCCAAGUCAACCAGUGGAACUGUUACAGACCCCGAGCAACGCCCUCCCUUCGGCACCGUGCUCACUUCCUGCAGCCCAGGGGCUUAGUCUUCCUUUCCCUAGGAAGAAGGUUAGGUAGGCCCACCUUUUGCUUUGGGGAUGAAAUGGGUGCCCAGACAUCCCGGAGCCAGGCCUGAUGAUGGUAAUUUCCUCCAUGAUUUCAGGCUGGCCAAGUGGGCUGGGCCCAGCUCAUGCCUGUCACUCAAGAAGGGUAAAAUUAACGGGGCUUAUGGAUACAUCCCUAGAAGCAGGGAAUAAGAGGCUGGCUGGACUUGAUGUAUCCCAGACCUGUCUUAGUGUUUUAAUUCGAAUUUGCUUCCUAUUUCCAUGCCUAAAACAAGUUACAAUUGAGGACCAAUAAGAAAGGCCUUCCCUGACUUUGGGAUUUCCUGUGAGAGAUCCAACUAUUGGCCACCAGCAGCCACCCAGAUCCCACACCUCUUCUAAGGACCCAAGAGGACAAGGAUGGCCUGUGCAUGUCCACUCAGCUCCCGGCUGGAGCUCUGGGCUUGUGGUCUCUGGGAAUCUCCCUCCAGCCUCACUCUCCUGGCUCUGUCUUGUGUGAGAACCUUGUGCCGGCCAGACCCUGUUUCCCUGUAUGAUACACCAUGUAUUUGCUUUGUUGAAAUAUAGGAAAUCAAUAAAUUGAUAGUGUUUCUUUGAA